This is a messenger RNA of Entamoeba invadens IP1, 528 nucleotides long. RefSeq lists its product as hypothetical. Lineage: Eukaryota; Evosea; Mastigamoebida; Endamoebidae. The transcript has a single exon. The coding region runs from base 1 to 528 and encodes 175 amino acids. The record is from RefSeq and is a predicted model, not a curated record.
AUGGCACAACCACUCAAAUAUAAUACUAUUGAAGUGUUGAAACAAUGGUUACAUUUCCCUAAUUAUAAAGUCGUCUAUUCUUCAGAAGAAGAAGAGGUAUCAGCAAGACAAAUCAAUUCUAAAAUAGAAGGGAAGUCCGAUAUAACUAUUGUCAUCACAACAACUGAUGGGAACGUUUUUGGUUCUUAUCACCAAAACCCAAUUAAAAAGAAACCAUUGAAAUUUUAUGAUCGACACAUCCAAAGAGGGGGGUAUUUCCUCUUUACUAUUACUAACCCAUACAAUAUCCCACCAACAAGGUUUGUGACCAAAAACAUGGACGACUACUUAGUGCUUUAUUCCGAUGACAACCCAAACUCUCUGAUCUCAAUGUGUUAUGUCUACGACCUCAAACUUAAUGGAUCGACAAUUAACACCGAUUUCCCGUUUUAUUAUAACACCGAAUACCCAUCCACUAUAUUCACUGGCUCUGUCAUACCAACGACUUUUAACUUCGAAAAUAUUAUCAUCCUCCAAUGGUACUUAUAA